Ananas comosus (pineapple) is the source of this 4057-nucleotide messenger RNA. Its product is annotated as pentatricopeptide repeat-containing protein At5g64320, mitochondrial-like. Lineage: Eukaryota; Viridiplantae; Streptophyta; Magnoliopsida; Poales; Bromeliaceae. Gene Ontology annotation, molecular function: protein binding. The transcript has 4 exons. The record is from RefSeq and is a predicted model, not a curated record. Bases 339 to 2096 code for a protein of 585 amino acids.
UAGCCUUCGUUUUGUGCCGAACUAAGCAGGCGUGCGCGGCUAUCUCCGACUCCGAGCCUGGAGUACUACAACCAUAGAUUUUCUAGGGUCGCCUUUCCAAUCCUUUUUUCGGCGGCUAAAAAACCCUUUUAAAACUAAAACCCUUUCCAGUAUUUCGGAUCCUUCGUCCACCUCUCUCUCUCUCUCUCUCUCUCUCUCUCUCUCUCUCUCUACUUCGCCAUUGGCGACCGCUGCUCGAGCCACGCUCUGGACUACAACCUUGCAAUCUCUCUCUCUCUUUCUCUACUUCGCCAUUGGCGACCGCCGCUCGAGCCGCGCGCUGGAUCGCGGAGCUCCUCAUGAGCGGCGGCGCUCAUGGCGGCGGCCUCAAGCGGCGCCGGAGCUGCUUCUUCCGUGACCGCCCCUUCGCCUCCAACGCCCUCGAUUUGAUCCGUCCCCCUCUCCUCGACGACGAAGAACCCACCGCUAUUUCCUCCCAGUCCGACCCUUCCGACGAGUUCGAACCAACCACGGAUCCCAACGAACCCUCGGGUGAGUGCUCAAGCACUAGUUUCUCCAUUAGGGUUUUGGACUCGCUCAAAUCAGCUCAAAUCUCUACUCCGGAGAUCGGAUCGAGACCGUCUCGACCGUACCUAUCCGAUUUCAACAAGCUGAUGAAGGCUUUUAGUCGGGGCGGCGCGAUCGAAGAGGUCCUCAGGCUUUUUAAUGAGUUGAAAGGAUCAGAAUGCUCUCCGAAUGUUCUUUGUUACAAUACAGUGAUCAACGCCUUGGUGAUUGCGGACCGGCCGCGCGAAGCACAAGCUAUGUUCGACGAAAUGCUUCUGUCGGGAGUGGCUCCUAACGUCUCGUCCUAUAAUAUAUUGGUAAAAUUGCAUUCUUGGUGUUCAAAGCAGUUUGAUUUGGCUUACGAGGUCAUUGCGAGGAUGAGGGCUUGUGGAUUUACUCCUGAUUCAACCACUUAUUCCACUCUAAUCUGCGGUCUCUGUAGGGCGGGGAGAAUUGGGGAGGCAUGGGGUGUUCUUGAUUGGAUGUUGGAGGAGAAAUGCCGGCCCACGGUUCAUACGUACACGCCGAUCGUUCUAAGUUACUGCUCAGAAGGCCAAAUUGAAGAGGCUAAAACGCUCAUGGCCGCUAUGGAGAGUGUCGGCUGCCGUCCAAAUACUGUGACCUAUAAUAUAUUGAUAAGAGCACUUUGCAAUGCUGGGAGAUUCGAUGAGGUUGAGCAAGUUUUAGUGGAAAGUGAGUUCAAGGGAUGGACGCCCAACUCGGUUACUUAUAAUACAUACAUGAGUGGUCUUUGUAAGAGGAGCAUGGGCAGGGAAGCACUUGGCCAGUUGGAAAAGAUGCUAAGUUUGGGAUUGCAUCCUACUAUAUUCACUUUGAGCAUUCUUCUUGAUUGUCUUUGUUGUUGUUCAAUGAUUUGGGAGGCCAAAUGCCUACUAGAACGGAGCUCUGCAGUGGAAUUGUAUAUUGGUGUUGUUGGCUAUAAUACAGUUAUGAGUAGACUCAUUGAGAUCGGGAGAUGGCAGGCUGUUCUUAAGCUUAUGAUAGACAUGAUAAAAAAGGGUGUCACACCGAAUACGAGAACAUUCAAUAUAGUGAUUCAUAGCCUUUGUAUAGCUGGGAAAUCUCACCUAGCAAAAUUUUUGAUUAGAAAUCGAGGCUUUGUUGCAAAUGUGGUGACAUAUAAUACGCUAAUUCAUUGGUUUUACUUGGAAGGAAAGUUUAAUGAGGUUCAGCUUCUUAUUUCUGACAUGACUAUUGAAAAGAUUGCCCCAGAUUUAGUUACUUAUACUAUAAUAAUUGAUGGUCUCUGCAGACAGGGGAAGUUUUCAGAGGCUACUGAUUGUUUCAAAAAAUCUCUUGAAAAUGGACUCUGCAUAGAUCUUUUUGUUGGUCUAAUGAAUAGACUCGUAAAGAGUAGAAGAAUCAAGGAAAUUCUCAGCCUAUUUAAACAGAUUGAAGGACAAGGAUUUUAUUCAGAUGUUAUCAUAUAUGAUUCCACGGUGCAGGCAUUUUGUAGACAUGGUUAUUGUUCUAGUGCAGAUAUCUUUAUACUGUGCCUUAUUCUGGACAAAAUGCUCGCGAAGAAGUAAGCACACUGCACAUUCUAGAAGUUGAAUAGUUAAUUCUAACUUCUUUCCAAUUGCAAAUCAUGAAUUUGUGGCAGGUAAAAGCUCAUCGCUAUUUCAACUUUCUGCAGAGAAGAAAUUUAUCUGAUUAAUAUGGAUCACAUGGUACUUUCAGUGUGUGCUAUUUCGUGAUAUGCUGAUUUUCUCCAAGGGGAUAAUAUGUUUCGGGUGCAUUUUGGAAAAUAAUUUUUGGAUAUAUUCUGCCUCUUUGUUGAGAUCCAUGAAUCAAAUGUUAACAGAAAAAGUGUCAUCUUUUUAUGCUGCAAAUUUACAUGCUUUUGAUUGGUAAUCGACUAUUUUCAGUUGCAUAUUGCAUCUCUUUUCGUAAGAAAAUAUAACUUAUGAUGUCUUAUCAUAUUUUUUAGGUAAUGGAUUGAGCGAACCACCAAGUUAGUGCAUACAUUGCUUGUAUGUUCUUGCAUCCAAUUAGCAGUGCAUGCAAUCAUGCAUCUUCGACUGCUAAUCAAAUCCUUAUUGGUUGCGCAUUUGAUAUUUAUAUUGCACAACAAGAUUAAAGCUCUUCAUGGAAAAUGAACUAGCUUACUUUGGAAAAUUGAAGCUUUCCAUGGAAGUGCACUAGAUUAGUUUGGAACAUUGGUUUCGUGAUGGUACAGAUCAGGUUGCUUUAUGAUGAAAGUGGCUUAGGAAAAGGCAUGCAAGGUCAUUGGAUGGUGGUUCGCAUCUCAUUAAAACCAGAGUCACAAUGAAGAACUUUCAGGAAGAAUCUUUUGUUAUCCUUGGAUCAGUUGAACAAUUGCUAUCUGAUUCUGCAAAGAGGUUCAUAGAGAUAAAAACUCCUCGUAAGCUGUUCUGGAAGAAAAACCUUGGAAUAGUGAAGAGCAGUGACUAAACUUGGAAGUAAUAAGUGAUUAUUUGGUUUAACUUUAUUCAUCUGGAUCAAGUUGUCCUGCCUAAACUUAAAGCUCUAGCUGAAGAGUAUUUUACUUGAUAGUUGCGGUAAUUCUAUUUGAUACUUAUAAUAUCUUUCUGUACCAGCUGGAACUACAAUUGAAGAUCACAUGCAAUUCACUGUAGCCCCGGUGCAUGCAGCAAUUGUAAUGCAAUUUGAAGAGCAAACAUGUUAAGCAAUUCAGUUGUCUUGCAUGAAUUUGUUGUAAACUUAGCUUCUGGCAAACACAAUUGUUGCCUUCUUCAGCUGGACUUCGAAGAACCUUGCAGUUGCAAUUGGGGUACCUGUGGAAUCUCUUAACAGAAUAAUAAGUUUCCGGAUGAGCAAGGUCGAUACAUUACCACGGAUGAACACGAUAUCAGGCAAUUAGUAGAUUAUCUUCCUGAGCUAUUUUAAUGCUAGAAUCUUUAACGGACAUCUCAUCGCACAUUGAGAUGAUGCUGGAGCAUGUACGUACUUCACUGAUCGUUGGAGAUGCGAGAAGGCGAGUCAUAUUCACACGUAGACAUCAGCCUACCACAUGCGCGGCACUCGAUCUCCGAUUCAGCUUCCUUUCAUAUCUCUGUUGCUUCCAUUGUCCACGUUAGAUGCCCAACCCUUUUGGACAAAUUCUCUGUAGUGACGCUCGCAGUCAUCAUAACUCUUCUCAGUAUCUACACCAUCGUAGUAGAGGGCGAUUGAGCUAUGCCAUAGGAGGCCUAGGAGAUCCCUGAGCAUAAUGAGAACAUCAUCAUCGAGGAUCUUGAUUAGAUGGAAAACAUUGAGCCACUGCGCCUACUCAUGAGUUCAAUAUUGACCAUGGCCAUGAAUGCAGACACGAAUGUUGACAUGGUCAUGACUAAGGACGUCGAAAGAGAGAGAGAACUGCAAGGAUUUAGUGGCUCAUUAAAAUUUAUAUUAUUUGAAGUCGAAUGCAUUGUAUCAUAUUGUAUUAUAGAAUAUAGAAUGUGUUUUAUAUUGUAUUGCACAUGUUGUUGGGGAAAUGCCACAUAGAAAAAUUCAGUUGUGAUUAAAA